CUAAGUUGGCGCAACUGUGCGCGCGUGUACCGGCAGGCGCGCGCGCUUUUUGCCUUUGCGGCUUUUUCGUCAAAAUGCGAAAAGCCCGAGAGCCUUUCGGGAAGGGUUCCCAGAGGGGUUCCGGGACCCCUUUUGGGGAGGGGUAGCACCAUCGUGAUUCGAAGAAAAAUCAAUAGGCUUUUUUUUAGGGUUCCGGGCACCCCUCCGGCCCCCCCUUUUUGGAAGGGCUCCGGAAAGGCCUUCGCGGCCAACAUAUAUGCGUGGUGCCCGCUAGAGACGACGAGGCCAGGGCCUGUGUAGACAUCUCUCGGGGCGCCAGCCUCACACGCUGAUCCAGGCCAUAGCGGCAAAUACCUGCACGGAGAGAGCAAUCGGGGAAGCGGAGCAAAAUAUUGCGCGCGCCCGGCGUUUUCUAGGUGAAAACAUCAGCCACAGAAGAACCCCCAGCGCCCCACCCCCCUUCGCGUCAAUACUCACUUACCUACUAGAGCACUGCUGCUGACAAGCUAGCUAAAACAAACCGCGUUCAAGUCAGCCCCUCACUAGCGUGCACAGGUUUACUAGCUUUGCGCCGCGAAAAAAUGCGCGCAGAAUUUUUUUUACGGUCUGAGGCAAAUACAACGUUGACGACCCCAUAUACUGGGACAACGCGCUAUUCGCAAUUCAAACAGGAAGGAGAGUGGCUGC
Molecule: messenger RNA, 687 nt
Organism: Amoebophrya sp. A120
Lineage: Eukaryota; Dinophyceae; Syndiniales; Amoebophryaceae
Source: the annotation of a GenBank genome assembly